AUGGCACUUCUUUUUCUUUUUUCUCUUUCUUUGCCUCAUCUUUUCUACUUCUUUCUCCUUUUCUCAGUCUUUCUCAAGUUUCUCCUUCUUUUCUUUCUCCUUUUCUCAACAGUAGUUGUCAUUUUUCUCCCUUUUCUCUUUGUCAUUUUUCUCCCUUUUCUCUUUUCUAUUUCUCUCCCUUUUCUCUUUUCUAUUUCUCUCCCAUUUCUCUUUGUCAUUUCUCUCCCUUUUCUCUUUGUCAUUUCUCUCCCUUUUCUCUUUUCUAUUUCUCUCUCUCUCGUUUUCUCAUUUCUCUAUCUUCUUUUGUUCUUUCUUUUUCUUUCUCUCUUUCUUAUUUUCAAUUUUCUUUUCUCUCACUUUUCUCAUUUUUCUCUUUCUCACCCUCUCUCAUUUUUCUCCCUUCUUAUUUCUCUUUCUCUUUUUAUCAUUUCUCUAUUUCUUUUUCCUUUUUUCUUUCCUGUUAAGUUACUCUCAUUUUUUCUCUUUCCCUUUUUCUCAUCUCACUUUCUUUUAAAGCUUUUCAUUGUCUUUCUUUCUCUUCUCACUCUUUCUGUUUCUCUGUAUCUCUCUUUCAAGAUUUUCUUUCAUUCCUUCCUUCUGCCUUUUAUUUAUCUUCAUCUUCGAUCCCCCCCACCCUCCACUUUCAUUAUUUUCACUGUUGCUUCAAGCAAGUAA
This is a messenger RNA of Acanthosepion pharaonis, 675 nucleotides long. The record is from the annotation of a GenBank genome assembly. NCBI's taxonomy places the organism in Eukaryota, Metazoa, Mollusca, Cephalopoda, Sepiida, Sepiidae.